AUGGCGUGGAAGGGACUCAUCGCCAUGGCGGUUCUCGCACUCCAGCCGGUCUAUGCUCUGUGGCCAAUUCCGCAGGAAGUCUCGACGGGCAGUGAUGUCCUCUUUAUUAACAAGAACAUCAAAGUGACGUACAACGGAGCGUUAGUAAAUUGGAAAUCAGGCAACACUCAGAGUAAGAGAAACUUCAGAGCUAAGAACCUGGCGAUACGGUCCAAUGACACUACGCCUAUGACAAGUUCACAGAUUGUUCAAAACGGUGUCUCCCGCGCAAUGAAAACCAUCUUCGACCAAGGUUUCGUGCCAUGGAUGCUCAAUGAGCCCGGCUCAGAUUACGAGCCUUCCAUCUACGGAGGGAAAGCCACAGUCACAUCGCUCAGCAUCACCCAGACGAGCAAUAGCAACAACUCAACGCCCAUAAUAGGGUCCAUCGACGAGACCUACUUUCUCAGCCUUAGCGUAUCCGGCGACGCAACUAUUAAGGCCAACUCCUCGACGGGAGUCCUUCACGGUUUAGAGACAUUCACACAACUCUUCUACAAGCAUAGCUCUGGCUCCAAUUGGUACACGAACCACGCGCCAGUCUCAAUCCAGGACGCUCCAAAAUUCCCGUAUCGUGGGCUCCUCCUCGACACCGGACGCCACUUCUAUCCUGUCGAAGACAUUAAGCGCACCAUCGACGGGAUAGCCAUGAACAAGAUGAAUAUCCUUCACUGGCACGUCACAGAAACGCAAUCAUGGCCACUGGAAAUCCCCGCGCUGCCCAAGCUUGCCGAGGCAGGCCGCUACGCGCCAGGUUUAACAUAUUCACCCGACGACGUCGCCUCAGUUCUCAAAUACGGCAUGGCCAGAGGAGUUCAAGUUAUUCUCGAAAUCGACAUGCCAGGCCACCAGAUGGCUGGCAAGGCCUACCCUGAUGUUGGUGUAGCCUACCAAGCCAAGCCUUGGAGCACUUACUGCGCAGAGCCGCCCUGCGGUGCCCUUCGUCUCAACAGUACCGCUACCAAGCAGUUUGUCAACAUGCUCUUCGACGAUUUGUUGCCGCGGCUGAAGCCCUACGCGGCAUACUUCCACACCGGCGGCGAUGAAUACAAGGCAGCUAACUCACUGCUUGACCCGGCCCUAAAGACAGACGAUGUAGCCGUUCUGCAACCAUUGCUACAGGCAUUCUUAGAUCACGCGCACGGCGCCGUUCGGAAACAUGACUUUGUCCCAAUUGUGUGGGAGGAGAUGGUUGGCCAGUGGAACGCAACUGUUGGGAACGAUACCAUUGUGCAGACUUGGUUCGGCGAUACGUUGAAGCAGUAUGCCGAGGCAGGCCACAGGGUCAUUGAUUCGAACGCCAAAGUUUAUUACCUUGAUUGCGGCCGCGGCGCCUGGAUCGAUGGCGCGGUUGCGCCUUACAGCGACUGGUGUCCGCCCGCAAAGCCCUGGCAGCUCAUCUACACGCAUAACCCGGUUGAUGGACUGUCCAGCGAUGCGGCGAAGAACGUCAUUGGCGGUGAGGUAGCUAUAUGGUCUGAGAAUAUUGAUUCCGCCGCGCUAGAUACCCUGGCUUGGCCAAGGAGCAGCGCUGCUGCCGAAAGCUGGUGGUCUGGCGUCACGGAUAGCCGUGGUAAUGCUCGCAAUCUGUCCUCCGCACGGCCAAGGCUCUCGGAAAUGAGAGCUCGUAUGAUGGCGAGAGGGGUGAAGGGGGCGGCUGUUACUACCGGAUAUUGUGAGCAGAUGCCGUAUGGGGCUUGUGUGUGA
Pochonia chlamydosporia 170 is the source of this 1746-nucleotide messenger RNA. Its product is annotated as glycoside hydrolase family 20. The coding region runs from base 1 to 1746 and encodes 581 amino acids. Gene Ontology annotation, molecular function: beta-N-acetylhexosaminidase activity. The record is from RefSeq and is a predicted model, not a curated record. Gene Ontology annotation, cellular component: membrane. The transcript is spliced from 2 exons. Lineage: Eukaryota; Fungi; Ascomycota; Sordariomycetes; Hypocreales; Clavicipitaceae. Gene Ontology annotation, biological process: glycosaminoglycan metabolic process; carbohydrate metabolic process.